Aspergillus tanneri is the source of this 351-nucleotide messenger RNA. RefSeq lists its product as uncharacterized. The record is from RefSeq and is a predicted model, not a curated record. The transcript has a single exon. The coding region runs from base 1 to 351 and encodes 116 amino acids. Lineage: Eukaryota; Fungi; Ascomycota; Eurotiomycetes; Eurotiales; Aspergillaceae.
AUGUCUGCAGUCUCCGAUGAACAGACUAACAGCACCCAUCCCGUUCUCCCAACAAAUGGCGAAGGCGCUGUGCGCCUUGGCCAAAAACAUAUUCGGCCCUCCCAGUCUUUAGAAGAUUACAGUCGGGUUAUGCUACAAUAUACACAAUGCCGGAUGACUGGUUUCGUCCGCACGGACAGCCACAAAUGCUCAUCUACAAGUCGAAGAAGCAGAAGUAGUGAUAGUAGUGAUUCUACCAGUGGCGUGCUAGCUCUUCAAAACCAGACGAGAAGCUCCGCAAGUGGCUCAAGCCGUAGCUCUCCUAGCAAUGGUCGCGAGAAACAUCAUUCCACCAAGGGCAAGCAAUUAUAA